GGUUCGAAGUAGAAGAUGCACUGAACCGUGUUGGGCACGACGACAAUGGGACCGACAACUCGGUGCAGGAAGGUUCUGCAUCAUUGGACGUUGACGACGAUGACGUGGUUCCCGUUGACUGGAGCCCGGAUGAGUUACUUUGUUCGGAUGAUAGCAUGCCCUACGAAUCCGAUCGUUCUGGUAGCAUUUAGUCGGGGAUGGUUUGCAAAGUAUGUGGUCCAAUAGUAAUGUGUUAUGCAUGUGUGAUUGCCCUAGGCUAAACAAUUUGUGUGUGAACUCAUGAGCUACGUUAUGUGUCCAUGUACCAAUUUGUCUGUGAACUCCUUAUGGCAGCUUGAACUUUGUUGCUUCAUGUGCUACGUUUUGUGACAAUGUACCUUUGGAGAUCUGUUGGACCAUACUGAUUUCGUUACAAUGCAUCUCCAUUUGCUAUUGUUGUUGUGUGCAGGGAAGCGAUGGAGUAUGCCGGGUUCCUUCGUGGCGACAGCGAAGACAUGAAUUGGGCCGAUGUUACGCCGCUAACCCAAGACAGCAUAUUCGGUAGCCAGAUCCCCGCGGCGGAUGACCAUAGUGGGGAGCCUACUGGAGAUGUCGCUCCUGGGGGUGGCCGUGGAGCCAGUUACAGGAUUGAGGAGGACCUUCUACUGGUGGGGGCAUGGCUGCAAGUGAGCAUGGAUCCCGUGGUAGGGAGCAACCAGACUUUGGGUGCUUUCUGGCAGCGGGUGGAGACUUUCUACCACGAGAACAAAAAAUUCUCGUCCACCCGUAAUCGGAAGUCGCUUCAGGGCAGAUGGACUUUCAUCAAUGGUAUGGUGCAGAAGUUCUGCGGCCAUUAUGCUAGGGCGCAGCGCAACAGGAGGAGCGGAACAACCGAGGCGGAGAUGGUCGUGGAGGCGUGCACGAUGUUUCAAGCCGCCGAGCACAAGGAGUUCACCUUGCUGCCAUGUUGGAGGGAGUUGAGGGAUCAUCCGAAGUGGCAGGUAGAAAGCUCACGCAAAAGGCAGAAGGUCUCCGCCGCGGGAAGCCCCUCCUCGACACCCAAUGUAGGCUCGUCCGCCGGCUUCAAUGGAGCAGAGGAUGUGGAUGCAACUCCAUCCAAUGCCGGUGAACGUGGCAAACGGCCACCAGGUCGGACUCGGUCGAAGGAAGCCCGCGGUAAUUCGUCUUCGAGUUCAGCCUCGGGGCCCAUGACGGACUUAUUCGAUCGGCAGUUGGCAAUGAAAGACAAGAUUGAAAAGGAAAGAGCUGAGAGGUUUGCAGAGUUGAUGGAUGUUGAGCGGCAACGGCUAAGGCUCGAGGAGGAACGAAUGAAAAUGGAACUUGAAAAGGAGCAGCAGAGGCUAAGGCUCGAGGCGGAGCGUAUGCAAAUGGAGAAGGAAAAGGAGGAGAGGCACAUAAUGAGCAUGGACCUUUCUCAAACGGACGAGGACCAGCAGGCCUACUACAAGAGCCUCAGGCAGAGCAUCAUUGCCGCUAGGCGCGUCACCGGAGGCCCAUCGUUGUGA
Messenger RNA from Phragmites australis (common reed), 1505 nucleotides. RefSeq names its product glutathione S-transferase T3-like. Bases 456 to 1505 code for a protein of 349 amino acids. The record is from RefSeq and is a predicted model, not a curated record. NCBI's taxonomy places the organism in Eukaryota, Viridiplantae, Streptophyta, Magnoliopsida, Poales, Poaceae. The transcript is spliced from 2 exons.